Messenger RNA from Schistosoma guineensis, 3534 nucleotides. The record is from the annotation of a GenBank genome assembly. NCBI's taxonomy places the organism in Eukaryota, Metazoa, Platyhelminthes, Trematoda, Strigeidida, Schistosomatidae.
AUGUUGAAUAGUACAUUGAAUCCACAUUCAACAGAUUCGAACGAGGAAUCUAAUCAUCAUCAUCAUGAUCAUCAUUAUCCUAACAACAAUAAUUGUUAUCCUCAUUCACCAUUGAUACCACCAUCAUUACCAUUAUUUACAUCAUCAAUAAUAAAUAAACAACAUAAACAUAAAUUAAAAAUGAAAUUAUGGAUUAAACAAUUGAAGCAUUAUAUACGUUGUAUGGAUUAUAAACGAUAUAAUGAUAUACGUUUACGUAAAUAUUUACAAACAUUAAUUAUGUUUGAUCAUCCGGUUACAUCAACAUUGUCAACAACAUCUUCAACAUCGACUUCGUCAACAUCGACAUCGACAUCUUCAAUGAAUAGGACUUUAUCAAAACUGAGAAAAUUGUCUAAGAUGAAAAUAUAUUUUACAAAAUAUAAUAAUUAUAAUCAUUUAAGAAUAAGAUCCAAAUUGAAAAUAGAUCCAGAUCAUAAUGAUAGAGAAAAUAAUCGAAAACAAAUUGAUGAUAUAGAAUUGUGUAGAACAAUAAAUAUAAAAGAGAAUUUUGAUGAAACAAUGAAGAAAUCAACGAAUCAAUUCAGAAAUACAACUGAUUGGACAAAAUUGAAAUGUAUCCAUCAACCAUUACAACAAAAUCAAUCAGAUUAUUUGAAUCAUAAUGAAGAUAAUCAUCAUUUAAAGAAUCAAAUAGAAUUGAAUUCUUAUGAAAAUGAUCAUCAUCGAAAUACAAUAAGUCCAAUUGAAUUAGUUUAUGAUCAAAUGAAAUCCUUAAUCAAUGGUACAUUAACACAUGAUAGUGGAAUAGGGAAUUCAGAACAUAUUGAACAAUUAAACAAAGAGACUACUACUACAACUGCAACCACUACUAAUACUACUGAAAUAAUACAUUCUAGUAGUAUAAAUAGUGAUGAUAAUAUUAAUCAUAAAGAUGAUGAUGCAUUAGAUUUAACUGUAAACAAAUUAUUUACUAAAAAUACUUUGAAUCAAGCACAUUUCCUGUUUGAUAAUGGAAAACAUCAACAAACUAUUGAAGAUAGUCAAUUGUAUGAAUCGUAUAUUAAAGGUAUAACAAUGAAUCAAUUAAUGCAAUUUCUACCAUCUUCAUCUUCAUCAGAAUGUUAUAAUUUAACUUUAAAAACAACACCGACAACACCGACAACAACAACGUCACCCACUAUUCCACUUCUUCCAUCUACAUUGAGUAAUGUCAUGAAUAGUUGCGAUGGGAAACUAACAAAAGCUGUUAAUGAUAGUAAUUUCUGUCCAUAUUCUCAAAUAUCAUCUUUAUAUGGAACAUCAUAUCAACCAUUCGAAUUAACAAAGAAUUCAUCAACAUCAUCAUCAUCAUCAUCCGUAGAUUUAUUCACUGCAGCAGCAGCAGCUUAUGCAGCAGCAGCGGCCGCCGCUGCUGCUGCUUCCUUAGUUCAACCAACAAUAUCAUCCAACAUUACCACUAUUCCAACAACAACAACCAUGAUCCAUUCACCAAUGCUAUCAACUAAUGAUCAUGAUCAUCAUGCAUUCAUGUUAACAACAAUGAUGAAAGAAAGAUCAUCAACCUAUUCAAAUACAUUAGAACAAAUGAAUCAUAGAUUAUUAACAUUACCAAUGAAUAAUAAUGGUACAUCAAUGAUACCACAAACCUUAUUAACAUUGUUUACAAAUUCAAAUUAUAAUUGGCCGCCAAAAUCAUCAACUCCUGUAUCCAAUAGUAAUAAUAAUAAUAAUAAUAAUGAAUUAAUGUAUAAACAUCGUUUACAAUAUCAAUUACCUCCUGGAUCAUUUAUAAAUCAACCUUAUUCAGAGAAUCAAUCCAUUAUGCAUAUGGAUGAUGAAUAUUUAAUGAAUGAAGAAAGUCCAAAUGAAUUCAAUCAAUUCAAACCAUCACCUACAAUAGAAUAUGGUCAUUAUGAACAGAAACUGAAUCUUCAUAAUGAUAAUAGUGAUAAUGAUAAUCAUGAUAAUGAUAAUGAUGAUGAUCAUGAUGAUGAUGGUGAUUAUGAUGAAGAUUGUUUAACCAUACAAAGACAACAACAAAUAUCAUCAACAAUGAUAACGACUACAACAAUAACAACAACAACAACAACAACUACAACUACUACUACUACACGAACAUCAACUACCACAACAUCAUCAUCAUCACGUCCAUCUGAAGAUUAUUUAGAACAAUUUAUGAAAAUUGAUCAAUCACAAAAUAUAUUAUGGCGUCAAUUAGCUGAUCGAUUUCAACGUACACUUGGUCCAAAUCAAUGUGGUGUUUGUAAUAAAGUACUUAGUUGUCGUAGUGCAUUAACAAUGCAUUAUCGUGUACAUACAGAAGAACGUCCAUUUGUCUGUAUUAUAUGUGAUAAACGAUUUUCAACGAAGGGUAAUUUAAAAACUCAUUUAGGACAACAUCAUGAAACAAUAGAAGCAUAUCGUACAGCAGUUGCUAUAGCAAUGGCAACUGGGACUGCAUUACCACGACCUCCACCAAUGUCAUCGACUACUGUUACAGUUCCACUUUCAAAUUCUAUUCCAAUACCUCAAGUGAUUAGUUCAAUAUCUUUAUCAAAUCAUACACCAACUAUAUCGUCCUCUUCUACCUUAUCUCCUUCAUCCACAAUCUCAACUUCUUCAUCUUCAUUUAAUAAACUAUCAAAAAAUUCACCAAUUAACCCGUCAACAUCUCAAUCAAUUUAUGUGGAUGAUUUAAAAUUGAAUAAUAAUAAUAAUGAAUUACAGUUCACUUCAAAUACAUUCUCGUUAUCAUGGUUACCACCUACAAGUCAACAAUCCUUAGCUCUAUUGAAUUCCAAUUGUUCCGUAGGAAAUUUUCAAAAACGAAUGGAUUCCAAUUAUUCAUAUGAUUUAAUGUUAUAUGAUGAAGGUAAAGAGAAUUAUCGAAUGAAUACUAAUACUACUACUACUACUAAUACUACUAAUACUACUGAUAAUAAUCAUAGUCACUUAUCAAUAAGCAAUACAAAUCAAUUAUUACAACAUUAUAAUAUACAUAAUCGUAAUCAGUUUGAAUCUAUGAAAUUCACAACCAAUUAUACUGAAUUAUCGAAAUGUAUUGAUUCUAGUAACGAUGAUAAUAAUAACGAUCCAAUCAAUAUGAAUAACAAUGACGAUGAUGAUGAUGAUGAUGAUGAUGAUGAUGGUGAUGAUGAGAAUGAAGUUGAUAUUACUGUUGGAAUUGAUUCUGGUACUUGUGAAUCUGUGAUCAUUGUUGAUGACAAUGAGAAACAAUAUCAUCGAAAUAAUGAACAACAUUUAUCAAGGAAUUGUAUUGUUGAAUAUAAAUCAACAACUCCAUCACCAUCAUCGUCAUCAUCAUCAUCAUCAUCAUUAUCAUCAUCACCAUCAUUAUUUCCUUUAUCCAUGAUUUCUACUACUACGACUACUACUACAACUACAACUACUACUAGUACUACUAAUAGUAGUAGUACUAGUAGUACAACAAAUGAAACAUUAAUUCAUAAAAAAGAUUUCUAUCUUGAUUAUACAACAAAUAAAUUUUUAUCAGUUGCUAACUGUUUGUAA